Molecule: messenger RNA, 2109 nt
Organism: Enterobius vermicularis (human pinworm)
Lineage: Eukaryota; Metazoa; Nematoda; Chromadorea; Rhabditida; Oxyuridae
Source: the annotation of a GenBank genome assembly
AUGUCCAAGAAGCCAUCGAAAACCAGAACUACUGCACAAGAAGAAAUAGAUCAAACUCGACUGGAUGCCAAAUCUUUUGAAGCUGUCCGCAAUUUACACCUGAACUGGUACAAUUACGCUCUGAAAGCUUUAAUUGGGCAAAUGGGAAAACAACUCUACGAACACCUAAGGCCAGAUGAGCGCCGGAAGCUGGCAAAAUGCUUAUACAAAGUUGAUGAAAAAUCCUCUUUAAUUGAAGGUGCUAAAUGCUUAAUACGUAUUCGAAAAAAAGCAAAAGCAACACGUCAGAAUAACGGUUGUGGAAAUCUGGAAACGGACCAUCUUUUUUGCGAUGAUUCAAAGCUAUCUUUUAUUACCACAAAAUUACCCAAAAACGCUACUGUAGCUACUGAUAGCAAUACAGUUAAUACUUUGAAUCUGCCGAAAAAACAAGCAACGGCAACGCUAGACACCAAAAAUUUUACAGUCAUCAAGUUAGAUGAUAUUAGCCAAGAAUUUUUCAAUAGGCAUAAGAUGGAGUUAAAUGUGCUUGCCCAGCGAGAUAAUCCUAUGUAUGUGGCCAGCGAUUCAAAAAUUCCAAAUUCUACAUUGAGGUUAGACAGCGAUAAAAGAAUGUCAAAUCGCCUAACACUACUGGCAAAAAGACAGAAACGACAGAUAAAAAAACUGAGGAAGUUCCAGAAAGUUUCAGAUGAAGAAACAUUUUUAAAAUAUCUCUCACGUGCGACAAAGCGUAUUGUACGACAACUGGUGAUAAAAAUGAAGCUGCUUGAUAAAAUCCCUGAUCCAUUCCAGAAAUCAGCCAUUCAAAAGAUAGCAAAAUUAAUCCGAGUAAGUGUACAUGGUGAAAAUGUGGAAGAAAACGCUGAAAAGUGGCUUAACUCGUAUCAAAAGCUCCUCGAGUUUAGAAAAAAGUUUGAAGAAAAGAAGGCGUUACCGGGAGCUAAGGUGUACCAGAAACGACUGUAUGAUAUCGUUCUUGAAGAUCACUUAGAUGAUAAAAAAAAGUUUUCUCAGCAUACGGCUCCAGACUUCAUAACGUUGGCUCUGUCACUAAUGAAUACGUUAAAAUUGAAUAAUACAGACGAUGAGUUUUCAAGCAUUAAAUUUUUAAGCCCCCGUUUCGCGUCUGUAAUGCCGGACAAGGUAAAUGCUAAAUCCACAAUUCUCUCUCCCUCAGUUCUAUCGUUCUACGAAGACGACAAUCCAAACAACAUUGCAUCGUUGCCAAAAAUCCUAGAUAAAGCCGGAAUGGAAAAACAUGACCGUGAUACUGUUGUUGAAGUAAUGAUGGACGUCAGUGGAGCCAAAAAUACUGUUAAUAUGGCUUUAGAAUUGAUGAAAACUAUCAAUGCCACUGAAAUCACUCAGCAAACUAUCGAGGCAACCUCAAAACUGGAUGAUGCUUUUAAGAAUCUAGAAGCAAGUUUUGAUGCGCAUCAGAAGUCUGAAAUAAACAGCAACGGUUUUACCUUUUUAGAACCGGAUCAACUGGAAACUAUUAUGCAAAAAUAUGGAGUUGAUCAACCAGAAAAAGUUGGUUUUGAUAUUGAUAGUUAUCGCAACCAAUCAAAGGGUGAACGACAUAGUAACCUAUGGAAAACACUUGAACUAAUUGCAUAUAAUAACACACAUCGAAGAAUGAAAAGAGAUGAUCCCGGCGUACUAGUCGCCUUAACUGUUCUGAGGCCUAUAAUACUGUCACCAUACUUAUUUGCUCCAGUGUUCGGCUUGUCAAUUUUAGGCCCAGUGAUCUUAUCACCUAAUCUUUUCAGUCCACUGAUUUUAAAUCCUUCAGUUCUUGGUCCAUUUAUUCUCAGUCCUUCAAUGUUUACACCAUUCAUACUUUCACCAUUCGUCUUCUCUCCAUACAUUUUAUCACCAGUAUUUGCUGGACCUUUUAUUUUAACUCCAUACUGUUUAUCACCAAAUAUUAUGAAUCCGUAUGUGUUUAGUCCGCUCAUUUUAAGCCCUUAUGUAUUAAGUCCUGAUAUUUUAUCACCACAAGCACUUGGCGGUCCAGUUCUGUCUCCAAACGCUUUUUCACCAGCAGUUCUAACAAAUGCCGCUCUUAUGACCAGUGUCCUCUCACCAUCUUUCAUGUCAUAA